GAGAGAGAAACAAAGAUAAUCGAUCGAGAAGAUGAUGACGACGGAGAAUGGUCUCCGUUUCCGGCCAACUGACGCCGAACUGCUAAAGAUGUUACGGCAGUUCACUGACGGGGAGUACACCGGCGGCCUUGUGGAGCGACGUGACCUCUACGCGCAUGAAGAGCCCUGGGAGAUUUGCACCGGCCGUGGUACGGCGGCAGCCGAAGACAACACGUGGUACUUCUUCACGGAGUUGAAGCGGAAACCGGCCAGCAAGGGUCCGGGGAAGAGGUUUAUCCGGUCGGUGGGGAAGGGGACGUGGCACGGGACCAGUAAAGUUGAGACUAUUUUCAACCCCGAUCGGAAACAGUCUCUCUUAGGGUUCAAGAGGAACUUCACCUACUGGCGGGGAGAUGAUGAGGAGCGCAAGGGCGAAUUCGUCAUGAAUGAAUUCUCUCUCCCGGAAGGCACCGCCAAAUCUGACCGCAAAGAUUUCGUCAUAUGCCGGUUGAAGAGGAAGAAGAGAGGACCAGUCCACGACCACAACGCCGAUGUCGCGGAGGACGCGCUAAGAUUGAUGUUAUUGUCACACGAAGAACCAGAAAACAAUAACGAUGAUGAUGUAUCAUUUUCGUACGACGAGUUGUUCGGCGGAAUGGAGGUGGAAGACAUGACCGCCGCCCCCGGCCCCACGUUAUUACAAAAUGAUGCCGGAAGUAAUGAGACAUAUCCAUAUGCAUGCACCACCAAUAAUACGGCGGCGGUGGUGGCGGCUCCUCUUAGUGGGGUUUCUGGUGAUACAACAUGGACGCUAGAGAUGGUUGAAGAUUUCUUGCUAAACGACGACAACGAUGACGUUGGCGGCGGGGACGCAGCGGCUAGUGCGGCGGCAAUUCAAGAAGAUAAUAAAGCUUAUGAUGAAUGGGUUUCGAGUAUGUUGGAUGACUUUGAAGUACAACACGGCGGCAGCGGCCACUCCCAUAUAUGAUCGAAGAAUUAUGAUCGAUCAUAGUUUAAAAUUGAUAAUUAAUUCAUUUAAUUAAGGAUACGUACGUAA
Cuscuta campestris is the source of this 1036-nucleotide messenger RNA. The record is from the annotation of a GenBank genome assembly. Lineage: Eukaryota; Viridiplantae; Streptophyta; Magnoliopsida; Solanales; Convolvulaceae.